This is a messenger RNA of Cricetulus griseus (Chinese hamster), 758 nucleotides long. The record is from RefSeq and is a predicted model, not a curated record. Lineage: Eukaryota; Metazoa; Chordata; Mammalia; Rodentia; Cricetidae.
UGAAGACCUCAAUCUGUGAAGACAGGCUCGCUAUCAUGGAUCAUCUUCGGGAAGCAAAUGGCACCUUUGCUUUAAACCUUUUGAAAAUACUGGGUGAAGACAGCUCAAAAAAUGUAUUUUUCUCACCCAUGAGCAUCUCCUCGGCCCUGGCCAUGGUCUUCAUGGGGGCAAAGGGCAACACUGCAAGCCAGAUGAUUCAGGCACUCUCUUUGGAUAAAUGCAGCGGCAAUGGAGGUGGAGAUGUCCACCUGGGCUUCCAGUCACUUCUCUGUGAAGUGAACAAGACUGGCACACAGUACUUGCUCAGAACAGCUAAUAAGCUCUUCGGGGAAAAAACUCUUCAUAUCCUAGCAUCUUUUAAAGAUUCCUGCCGCAAGUUCUACGAAGCAGAGUUGGAGCAGCUGGACUUCCAGGGUGAUACAGAGCAGUCCCGACAGCACAUCAACACCUGGGUCUCCAGGAAGACAGAAGAUAAAAUUAAAGAGAUUCUGGAUCAUGACAUGGUGAAACCAAACACCAUGCUGGUCCUUGUGAAUGCUGUCUACUUCAAAGGAAACUGGGAGAAGCAGUUUAACAAAGAGGACACCCGGGAGAUGUAUUUCAAAGUCAACAAGAAUGAAGAAAAACCUGUGCAAAUGAUGUUUAAGAAGUCUACGUUUAAAAUGACCUAUGUGGAAGAGAUAUCCACCAAGAUUCUGUUGCUUCCCUAUGUCGGCAAUGAGCUGAACAUGGUCAUCAUGCUUCCAGAUGAGCACAUU